GUGAAGCUCCUCCCACAGCAGUCACAUGGUUAGUGAAACUCAAGUUCUCCAUAUGCUGGAAUAUUUUUUCAAAGUGAGAACAUGAGUGAUCCAGAACCCUGCAGAAUGAAACACACUGAAGAUACUGAAGAACAAAGAGUGGCUAGAAAAGGCGAUGGGUGUAAACUGAGCCCUGGGUAUUCUGCUUCGCCUUUGAGAAAAUGAAAGCUCAGACGGCCCAAUCUGGAAUCUUCCCUAUAUGUCAUCAUACGGGGAAAGGUUACCUCCCCUUUCUCUGCUUUGCCCGCCCAUGAGAAUCUGAGGUACUACCGUGUGAGGCGAGCGCAAUAUUUUUUUUUUUUUCCUCGAGGGACAUCAUGGCUUGCAAACGAGCGAAGCAUGGCAGUUGCUCAGUGUUUGGAUGUACAAAUGAACACCGGAGUCUAUUUUUAGUUCCUUCAUCCGAGCCUAUAAAGAAACAGUGGGUUAAUUUUAUUUUCCAAAAAAAUGCGCCGAUACAACUUCCCAAAGUUUUGUAUGUCUGCGCCAAACAUUUUACCGACGACUGUUUCCUCAACUUGGGCCAAUACAGUGCUGGCCUUGCAGAACGCCUGAAAAUAAAGUCUGGAUCAGUACCAACUCUCCUUGGAUCAGCUACAAACCUCAGACAAGGCAGCACAUCAAGUGCUUGCAUUCAGCUGCGUCUCUCAAGGGAUGUUGCCUGCCAGACAGACCCCCUGGAAACACAUACUGUAGGCACACAGCUAUCCUUACAUACUCUGUGGCCCCACUUUAGAAGUGAAGGUGUCCAAGCAAAUGUCUCCUGCAAAGAUUUUAGUGUUGGGACAUCCAAUGCAGACCCUUUGUGCCUGUCAUCGACACCUUUAAAGAGACCACCCAAAAGACCUCGUCUAGACCUAGAUGAACAGCUGGAGGAUGAUACAUUGGAGGACAGCUCUUUAGUGGAAGCAUCGUUAGACUCUACACUUAAGUCAGAAGAUUCAUCCACUCCCACCCACAACUGCAAAAAGUACAUAGUGUACGAGAACUGCAUCAUGGAGUUGUUUAAUGUAUGUCCAGUCUGCACACGGGCAUGUGAUGUGCGGACCCAAAGGCUGGGGACAUUCCUGUCUGUGAAGCAGUGGUGCCCCCAUUGCACAUUUAGAAGACACUGGAAUAGCCAGCCUAUCCUUGGGAGUGUGCCAUCUGGAAAUCUGCACCUUUCUGCCGCCGUGUACCUGAGUGGUGCAUCUUUCAUACAAAUCGAAAAGGUCUUCAAUGCGAUGAAGCUACAGUUGUUUAGGUAUGAAACAUUUCAACGCCAUGCCAGAGCUUUCAUUGAACCGGCAGUUAUUCACCACUGGAAAGUCACACAGGAUGUGAAUCUGCAGCGACUAAGUCAGGAGGAAAAAGUGAUAGUUGGUGGUGACAUGAGAGCUGACUUUCCAGGCCACUCUGCAAAAUAUGGCAGCUAUACAAUGAUGGAUCUCCAUACUAACACUGUUGUGGACAUUCAGUUGGUUCAGAGCAACGAGGUUGGUGGUAGCUGCCACAUGGAAAAAGAGGGCCUAGCAAGGAGUCUAGCAUUACUGGAGUCACAUGGCGUCAACCUUGAUUGCAUUGUCACUGAUCGUCAUCCACAAGUACAGAAGUUCCUCAGGGAGAGAAACAUAACCCAUUACUACGAUGUCUGGCACAUGGCAAAAGGAAUUUCAAAGAAACUGGAAGCAAUCAGUCAGCAGAAAGACUGUGAGAAACUCAAGAAGUGGAUAAAAAGCAUCAACAACCACAUAUACUGGACUGCAGCUGGCUCAACCUCCGAGCCAGAGAGAAUUGCAAAGUGGACUGCGAUCCUGAACCAUGUUCGAGAUGUCCAUACACAUGAGGAUCCUCUUUACCCUAAGUGCGAGCAUGUGAUCCGCAAGACAACUGACAAGAAUAAAUGGCUCCAAGCAGAUUCUCUAGUUUUCAACAAGUUGGAGAAGUUGCUGACAAAUAAAAGAACGCUGAAGGAUGUUGCAAAACUAAGCCCUCACCACCAAACUUCAUCGUUGGAGGCUUUCCAUGCCGUCAUCCUUCGUUUUGCCCCAAAGAAUGUCAUCUUUCCCUUUAUUGGAAUGCUGUGCAGACUCUACCUGGCUGCUAUGCAUUAUAAUGAAAAUGCGAACCGGCCACAGGCCGAAACGGAGGACGGUGUACCUCUCUUCAAAAUCUCAUUUCCAAAGACUAGGAAGGGAGAGUGCAUAGUUAAACCUCAAAAGACACAGCCGACCUUUGGUUAUGUUGCUGACAUGAUGGACCUCAUCUUUGAGAAAGUCUUUGUCAACCCUAUGCCAUACACCGAUGCGCUGUUGGCCAUCCCUGUCCCAGAGGACCUAUCAGCACAGUAUGAGAAGCCGGAUAGGGAGGAGGUCAUUGCCAACUUUGUGUCGAUGUUCAAACGGGGGGCAGUUUAAACCCGACGUAUUGGCCUUCAUCGUCAGGAAAUUCAGAGCGGAUGCGCAGGACCACACAAGCUGGAAUAAUGACCCGGAUUCUGCGUCCCAGGUGGCCCCAGCCCCAGCACCAGCUCACAAAUGAACGAUAGGAGAGAUACCUGUAGCGACUAAACAAUUGAUACUGAUAUUCAGUCUUGCAGAGAUUUAACAUUGGUUUGUGUUAUUAUCUAAGCAAAUGAAGAGUUUGGUUCCAAAACGUAAUAACUCCAUUUUGAUUAAUUUGAGUAAAAAGGUGUUUUCUUUACUAAGAAAGUAGCAAGUUGAAAACCACUAUUGUCUGUUUCAAACUUUCACAUAGCAUCUUUUGGUUAUAAAAACAUUAAAAAUUCAAAUCUACAUUUUGAUUUUAAAAGGUUUAUUAUUUUAGAUUAAUUUUUUCCCAACAUGCAAUUAAUCCAUCAAUAUAAAAGUUAUUUUUCAAAUUGAAAACAUACAACAAAGUUGAUUCACAUAUAUGACAGCCUCUGAACUUUGCCAAUAUUUAUCUUAUAUGCAGGCAUUUUACUAAAAAUACAAAAAUACUUAGAGCAUUGGGGAAAACAUGGCUGUGCCCCAGAUAAAGACGGGAUCGUGAGAGAUGACCAGAUACAAAACUGAUUUUGGCCAAAACUCAAUUUUUUAAAAAAAAAUGGCGUUUAUCGCGUUUUGGAACCAAACUCUUCAAAUGUUCCUAAGCUCCUAUGGAUCAUCUUCAAUGCUUGUUUUGUAAUGUUUUUCAACUUUUUGUUUUCUUUCUGAUGUAAAUAUGUCUUGACACUGUCUACACUAUUGAAUGAAAAUUAGACACAAGGUUUGUUGGUGGAAUAAACAGUCAAGACUCA
Messenger RNA from Megalobrama amblycephala (Wuchang bream), 3298 nucleotides. RefSeq lists its product as uncharacterized. Lineage: Eukaryota; Metazoa; Chordata; Actinopteri; Cypriniformes; Xenocyprididae. Bases 357 to 2435 code for a protein of 692 amino acids. The record is from RefSeq and is a predicted model, not a curated record. The transcript is spliced from 12 exons.